This is a messenger RNA of Aspergillus clavatus NRRL 1, 1017 nucleotides long. Its product is annotated as NAD(P)-dependent alcohol dehydrogenase. Bases 1 to 1017 code for a protein of 338 amino acids. The transcript has a single exon. Gene Ontology annotation, molecular function: oxidoreductase activity; zinc ion binding. The record is from RefSeq and is a predicted model, not a curated record. Lineage: Eukaryota; Fungi; Ascomycota; Eurotiomycetes; Eurotiales; Aspergillaceae.
AUGACAGAGUCUCUACCUUCGACAAUGAAGGCCUGGCUCUAUAGCAACGCCUCUGGCGGGCUCGAAAAGCACCUCACCUUCAACCCUGAGGCACGCACCCCAGGAACCCUGCGCCAGAACCACGUCCUGAUCCAGGUGAUCUCAGCCUCCAUCAACCCCGCAGACUACAAAGUGCCCGAACUGGGUCUUGCAUCCAAAGUCGUCAUCACCACGCCCGCCACUCCAGGCAUGGACUUCUGCGGCCGCGUCGUCAUCAUCGGCCCCGAUGUCUCCGACUUCCACCCCGACCAACUAGUCUACGGCUCGAUCGGGAUCCCGUCCCAGUUCGGGUCUCUGGGCGAGUAUCUCGUGUGUGCGGCGAGCACCAUCGCAGCCCUGCCCGAGGGUGUGGAUCCGGACCAUGCAGCGACGGUGGGUGUUGCGGGCCAGACAGCGUACCAGUCGCUUGCGCCGUAUGUGUCGGCGGGGGAGAAGGUGCUGAUUAACGGCGGAUCGGGCGGGGUUGGGAUCUUUGCAAUCCAGAUUGCGAAGUUGCUGGGAUGCCAUGUUACGACGACGUGCUCGACGCGCAACGUGCAGUUCUGCAAGGACCUGGGCGCGGACGAAGUCAUCGAUUACACUCAAACGGAUGUCUUGAGUACCCUCAAGAGCCAGGGCCAUGUGUACAGCCAUGUCGUGGAUCACAUUGGACUGCCCGAGGGGCUUUAUAGGGAGUGCGAUGCGUUCUUGCUGCCGGGGAAGGUGUUCGUUCAGGUGGGCGCGGCGUCGAUGCUCACGUUUGCUCGGCGGCUGGUUAGGCCGAGUUUCUUGGGCGGCGGGAAGAGGAAGUAUGUGAUUCUCCUGUUCAAGAAUAACAAGGCCGAUAUUGUCCGUAUUGGCGAGUGGAUCCAGCAAGGCAAGGUGCGCGUGGUAGUCGACAGCACGUACGAGCUACAGGAUGCCGUCAAGGCAUUUGAGAAGCUUCGCUCGGGAAGAGCGAGAGGAAAGAUCAUCAUCCAUGUUGGACAAAAGCCUUGA